AUGGAGUGCUGCCUUCACACGGAGUGCAGCCUUCGCACAGAGUGCUGCCUGGUAGUGCUGCCUUCGCAAGGAGUGCUGCCUUCGCAAGGAGUGCUGCCUUUGCAAGGAGUGCUGCCUUUGCAGAGGGUGCUGCCUUCGCAAGGAGUUCCGCCUUCACAAGGAGUGCUGCCUUCGCUAGGAGUUCUCCCUUCGCUAGGAGUGCUGCCUUCGCUAGUAGUGCUGCCUUCGCAGGGAGUGCUGCCUUCACAAGGGAUUGUGCCUAUGCACGUAGUGCUGCCUUUGCACGGAGAGCUGACUUUGCAAGGAGUGCUGCCUUCGCACGGAGAGCAGCCCGCACACGUUGUGCUGCCCUCGCACGGAGUGCUACCUUUGCACAGAGUGCUGCCUUCGCAAGGAGUGCUGCCUUUGCAGGGAGUGCUGCCUUCGCAUGGAGUGCUGCGUUUUCACAGGGUACUGCCUUUGCACAGAGUGCUGCCUUUGCACAGAGUGCUGCCUUUGCACGGAGUGCUGCCUUCGCACGGAGUGCUGCCUUCGCAAGGAGUGCUGCCUUUGCUUAGAGUGCUGCCUUCGCAAGGAGUGCUGCUUUCGCAAGGAGUGCUGCCUUUGCACAGAGUGCUGCCUUUGCAGGGAGUGCUGCCUUUGCACAGAGUGCUGCCUCCGCAAGGAGUGCUGCCUUUGCAUGGACUGUUGCCUUCGCAAGGAGUGCUGCCUUUGCAAAGAGUGCUGCCUUCGCAAGGACUGCUGCCUUCGCUAGGAGUGCUGCCUUUGUUAGGAAUGCUGCCUUCGCAGGUAGUGCUGCCUACUCAUGGAGUGCUGCCUUCGCAAGGAGUGCUGCCUUCGCAAGGAGUGCUGCCUUCGCAAGGAGUGCUGCCUUCGCAAGGAGUGCUGGCUUCGCACGGAGUGCAGCCUUCGCACGUAGUGCUGCCUUCGCAGGGGGUGCUGCCUUUGCACAGAGAUCUGCAUUCGCAGGGUGUGGUGCAUUCGCAAGAAGUGCUGCCUUCGCAAGGUGUGCUGCCUUCGCUAGGAGUCCUGCCUUCAAAAGGAGUGCUGCCUUCGCAAGGAGUACUGCCUUCGAAAGGAGUGCUGCCUUUGCAAGGAGUGCUGCCUUCGCUAGGAGUGUUGUCUUCGCAAGGAGGGCUGCCUUCGAGAGGAGGGCUGCCUUCACAGGGAGUGCUGCCUUCGCAAGGGGUAAUGCAUUCGCAAGUAGUGCUGCCUUCUCAGGGAGUACUGCCUUUGCAACGAGUGCUGCCUCCCAAUGAGUGCUGCCUUCGCAAGGAGUGCUGCCUUCGCACGGAGUGCAGCCUUCGCACAUAG
Messenger RNA from Schistocerca cancellata (South American locust), 1314 nucleotides. Its product is annotated as ovarian abundant message protein-like. The transcript has a single exon. The record is from RefSeq and is a predicted model, not a curated record. Lineage: Eukaryota; Metazoa; Arthropoda; Insecta; Orthoptera; Acrididae. Bases 1 to 1314 code for a protein of 437 amino acids.